AUGCCGUUGGCGGUGGAGGAUAAGUGUCUUGCAUUCCAUGGACCGCUAUUAUAUGCAGCAAAGGUCUUGAAGGUUCAUGAUCCUGUUAGUCCAGAAAAAACGGCUGACGAUGAAGUACCGGCAAAUUUGAAGGAUCAAGAAUGUUUUUACAUACAUUAUCGUGGAUGGAAAUCAUCCUGGGACGAGUGGGUCGGUCCAGAAAGACUCAGAGAAUAUACGGACGAAAAUUUGGAAUAUAAGAAACAGUUGGUGCAGCAGGCGAAAGAGAAUCGGCAAGCUAAAAAGAAGGUGCCUGCCAAAGUGCGCAAAACAGAACCCCGCAAACGCAAAACAGCUACCGCAAAUAUAGAUGAGACCGGACAUGCCGUGCACCAGGGGCCAAGGAUUGUUGUCCACAUCUCACAAGCGCUAAAGGCCGUCUUGGUCGACGAUUGGGAACGCAUUACGAAGGACAAAAAGCUAGUAUCUCUACCAUGCAAACCAACAGUUGCAAAAUUGCUUCAAGAUUACUAUCAAUCAGCCAGUACACACGAAAUUUCGCCCGUGGCUCAAUCCCACCUUCAAGAAUAUUGCGAUGGGCUCAAACUGUAUUUCGACCACUCAUUAUCUGCGAUCCUCCUGUACCGUUAUGAACGGCUCCAGUAUGCCGAGCAUGUUGAGGAGCCCCCCUCUUCAGUAUAUGGGGCUAUUCAUUUGCUGCGAUUACUUAGUAGUUUGCCGGAAUUGGUGUCACUGACUUCGAUGGACGAAUCGGGGUGCGAUGUGGUGGUGCAGCAGACAGAUAGGUUUCUUAAGUGGCUUGUCGAAAAACACGAGCUUUUUGAGAACGGUAUUUAUGUCAAUACGAGUAGCCAGUACGAAGGAAUGGCUUUGGGUAUGUAA
Lachancea nothofagi CBS 11611 is the source of this 882-nucleotide messenger RNA. The record is from the annotation of a GenBank genome assembly. Lineage: Eukaryota; Fungi; Ascomycota; Saccharomycetes; Saccharomycetales; Saccharomycetaceae.